GCUCCGGGGCUGAGCAGCGGCUCCGGGCCCCGUCCUCCGCCUCCCCGCGAGGUCCCGGCCCGGCCGGGCGGGGAUGAGGCGCAGCGGAGCUGGCACAAAGGCUCCUCCGGGGCUGCCCCUUGCCUGACGCGGCCCAGCUGCCCCCCGGGCCGGCCCCGCCGCCGCCGCCUCCUUGCUUGUGCCUCGCCGGCCCUCGGCCCCCGCCCGCAGCCCCGCGGGAGGAUGUCGGAGGAUCAGGACAUGGACAAGAUGAUCAAGGAAACCUCCAUUUUAGAGGAGUACAACAUUAACUGGACUCAGAAGCUGGGAGCUGGGAUCAGUGGUCCCGUUAGAGUCUGCAUGAAAAAAGCCUCUCAAGAACGCUUUGCACUGAAAAUCCUUCUUGAUCGUCCAAAAGCUAGAAAUGAGGUACGUCUGCACAUGAUGUGUGCAACACAUCCCAAUAUUGUUCAGAUUAUUGAAGUUUAUGCUAACAGUGUGCAGUUCCCACAUGAAUCCAGCCCAAGGGCUCGGCUCCUAAUUGUAAUGGAGAUGAUGGAAGGGGGAGAGCUAUUUCACAGAAUCAGCCAGCACCGGCACUUUACUGAGAAGCAAGCAAGCCAAGUAACAAAGCAGAUAGCUUUGGCUUUGCAGCAUUGCCACUCACUAAACAUUGCACAUAGAGACCUCAAGCCUGAGAAUCUCCUCUUCAAGGACAACUCUCUGGAUGCUCCUGUUAAAUUGUGUGACUUUGGAUUUGCCAAAGUAGAUCAAGGUGACUUGAUGACACCACAGUUCACUCCAUAUUAUGUAGCACCUCAGGUAUUGGAGGCACAAAGACGGCAUCAGAAAGAAAAAUCUGGUAUUAUCCCCACCUCUCCAACACCUUACACUUACAACAAGAGCUGUGACUUGUGGUCCCUGGGUGUCAUUAUUUACGUGAUGCUGUGUGGAUACCCUCCGUUUUACUCCAAACACCACAGUCGGACAAUUCCAAAGGACAUGCGGAAAAAGAUCAUGACAGGAAGUUUUGAAUUCCCAGAGGAAGAGUGGAGCCAGAUCUCAGAAAUGGCGAAAGACAUUGUGCGAAAGCUGCUGAAGGUCAAACCUGAGGAGCGUCUGACCAUUGAAGGUGUGCUGGACCAUCCCUGGCUCAACUCCACCGAGGCACUUGAUAACAUCCUCCCCUCUGCCCAGAUGAUGAUGGACAAGGCAAUGGUUGCAGGGAUACAACAGGCUCAUGCAGAGCAACUUGCAAACAUGAGGAUCCAGGACCUGAAAGUCAGUCUCAAACCCCUUCACUCCGUGAACAACCCAAUCCUGCGCAAAAGGAAACUAUUGGGCACUAAGCCGAAGGAUGGUGUUUAUAUCCAUGACCCUGAGAAUGGAAGCAACGAUUCCAACGUGGCUCUGGAAAAGCUGAGAGAUGUGAUUGCUCAGUGCAUUCUACCACAGGCUGGUAAAGGAGAGAAUGAAGAUGAGAAGCUGAAUGAAGUGAUGCAGGAGGCAUGGAAGUAUAAUCGAGAGUGCAAGUUACUGCGAGACACUCUUCAGAGCUUCAGCUGGAAUGGCAGAGGAUUCACAGACAAAGUGGAUCGGCUAAAACUGGCAGAAAUAGUAAAACAAGUGAUCGAAGAGCAGACAAACUCCCAUGACUCUCAAUAGCUGGAGCUUCUUAAUCUUAUUUUUUUUACCAUUUUAAGAUUUAUUCUUUAACUGUAAAAAGUAUUUUUAUGUAAAUUAAUAAAUCAUAAUUAUUUCAUUAAAUUUCCAUACUGCUUGAAAAUGCUGUAUAGUUGUAGAUAACAAAAAAGAAAA
This is a messenger RNA of Melopsittacus undulatus (budgerigar), 1797 nucleotides long. RefSeq names its product MAPK activated protein kinase 5 (gene MAPKAPK5). NCBI's taxonomy places the organism in Eukaryota, Metazoa, Chordata, Aves, Psittaciformes, Psittaculidae. Gene Ontology annotation, molecular function: calcium/calmodulin-dependent protein kinase activity; calcium-dependent protein serine/threonine kinase activity; mitogen-activated protein kinase binding. Gene Ontology annotation, biological process: peptidyl-serine phosphorylation; Ras protein signal transduction; protein autophosphorylation. The record is from RefSeq and is a predicted model, not a curated record. Bases 223 to 1644 code for a protein of 473 amino acids. Gene Ontology annotation, cellular component: nucleus; cytoplasm. The transcript has 14 exons.